AUGCAUGAUUGCAGUUUCCUAAACCCUAAAGCUGUCUCGAUGUCAACUGAAAACAAGAGAUCAUCCUCGAUGGUGUUGACAGACUGGACUCAGCUCCCUGAAGAGCUACUGCAAGUGAUCUCCGAGAAGAUGGAUAACUGUUUCGAUGUAGUUCAUGCUCGCUCUGUUUGCAGCUUGUGGCGAUCCACCAUCCCCUUUCCUUCAAGCCCAAGUUACUCUCUUCCCAUGUUUAAUGAGGUCUCUCUUGAAAACGAAGGCUUGUGCACCCUCAAGAAGAUUCCUUUUUUCCUCUUUAGAGUACCUACUCUUGCUCCUGCUGCGUCAGCGGAUGAGUAUUUCAUGGGAGGAAUUGUCCAAGAUGAGUCAGAGGAGGAUCAUAUGGAGGAGCUUCCAUCUCCAAUUCAGUACUCAGUGAAAGUGAAGAUCAGAGAAUCUGAACCAACCUUGAUGAACAUGCUAAACUGUCAGAUUCUCUCUCUGGGGCAUCAGUACAGAUUGAUGAAUUGGAAUCCUGAUGGACUGAAAAAACCGUUGAGAACUAUGGCUUUUAUUCCGAUAAAUAAGGAAGGAAGAAUAGAAUUUGUUUUGCUUCUAAACUACAAAGGAGUUUUGUGGGUAUUAACAAGUGGUGCCAAAAUGAAGUGGAAGCGGCUUGAGAACGUCCGAAAUGGUUCAUGUUGGAAUUUAGUCACUUUCAGAGGCAGAUUUUAUGCAUCCUUUAUUUACGGAACAAGUGUGGUUAUCGAUCCUUAUUCCCUGGACGUGACUCUCUUGAUGCCCUCGCAGCCUCUGCUGGUAACCAACUAUCUAGUUCCAUAUGGCAAUGAUGAGCUUUUCCUGGUUCAGAGAAUCGCUAGCCACUCAACAUAUAGAGUGAGUAGGCUAGAUGAGGAGGCUGGAAAAUGGGUCGAGGUCAGCCAUUUGGGAGACCGUGUUUUGUUUAUCAAUCAUCCACUUUUGGGAAAUAUCUGCUGCUCGGCUAAAGAGUUUCCUAAUGGUUGUGGUGUGAUCGGGAACUCAGUCGUGGUCACCUAUGAGGCAGUUGGUGAAACUUUCUUCUAUAAAUCUGUAAACAAUCGUUGGAUAUUAUCAAAAGAGAUACGUGGGAAGAUCCUCAGCAACUAUCCGGUUGUGGCGUUCCGUGUUAAGCACGCUUCGCCAUAA
Molecule: messenger RNA, 1164 nt
Organism: Microthlaspi erraticum
Lineage: Eukaryota; Viridiplantae; Streptophyta; Magnoliopsida; Brassicales; Brassicaceae
Source: the annotation of a GenBank genome assembly